Macrobrachium nipponense is the source of this 777-nucleotide messenger RNA. RefSeq lists its product as uncharacterized. The transcript has 2 exons. Lineage: Eukaryota; Metazoa; Arthropoda; Malacostraca; Decapoda; Palaemonidae. The record is from RefSeq and is a predicted model, not a curated record. Bases 1 to 777 code for a protein of 258 amino acids.
AUGAGGGUUGAGAGACGAAAAAAAGAAGAAGAAGAAGAAGAAGAACGAAAAAGAAGGAAGAACAGAAAGAAGAAGCAGGUGGUUGAGGGUGGAGAGUCGAAAAAGAAGAAGAGAAGAAGAAGGAAGAAGACGAAAAGAAAGAAGAAGAAGAAAGAAAAAGCAAGGUGGCUGAAUGGUGAGAAGCUGAAAAAGAAGAAGAAGAAGAAGAAGAAGAAGAAGAAGAAGAAAAGAAGAAGAAGAAGAAGCAUGGCUGAGGGUGAUGAGACGACAAAAGAAAAAGAAGAAGAAGAAGAAGAAGAAGAAGAAGAAAAAGCAUGUGCUGAGGGUGAGGGUGGACGAAAAAGAAAAAGAAGAAGAAGAAGAAGUAAGAAGAAGAAGAAGAAAGAAAGAAGAAGCAAGUGGCUGAGGGUGGAGAGAUCGAAAAAAGGAGGAAGAAGAAGGAAGCAGAGAAAGAAGAAGAAGAAGAAGGCAGGCUUGAGGGUGAGAGACGAAAAAGAAAGAAGAAGAAGAAGAAGAAGAAGAAAGAAGAAGAAGAAGAAAGAAGAAGAAGAAAAGAGUGGCGAGUGGGAGAGACGAAAAAAGAAGAAGAAGAAUAAGAAGAAGAAGAAGAAAAGCAGUGGUGAGGGUGAGAGUAAAAACGAAAAAGAAGAAAAGAAUAAAAAGAAGAAGAAGAAGAAGAAGAAGCAGUGGCUGAGGGUGAGAGACGAAAAAAGAAGGAAGAAGAAGAAGAAGAAUCAGAAAAAGAAGAAGAAGAAAAGAAGCAGUGCUGGAGGGUGA